Manihot esculenta (cassava) is the source of this 1323-nucleotide messenger RNA. RefSeq names its product vicilin Cor a 11.0101. NCBI's taxonomy places the organism in Eukaryota, Viridiplantae, Streptophyta, Magnoliopsida, Malpighiales, Euphorbiaceae. The transcript has 8 exons. The record is from RefSeq and is a predicted model, not a curated record. The coding region runs from base 1 to 1323 and encodes 440 amino acids.
AUGCAUACUUGUAACUCGAAAAGUUUGGAAGAAGAAGGAAGAAACGAGGAUGACCCUAAGAAUAGUGUGCAAGUGCAACAGGAGCAGCAAAAGCAAAAAGAAGAGAAGAAGAAAAAGGAAAAGGAACACCAACGUCAAUAUGACGAGGAAGAUGAGAACCCUUACGUUUUUAAUGUAGAGGAUUUCACUCCAAUGUUCAAGAAUGAACAUGGAGCCAUUUAUUCUCUUCAAAAGUUCUCUGAGAGAUCAAAGCUUCUAAGUGGAAUCGAGAAUUUUCGUGUUGCCGCUGCUAAAGCUAAUCCUCUAACAUUUUUAACUCCGACCCACUUCGAUGCCGAAGUAGUUCUCGUUGUGACUAGAGGUCGAGGAGCUAUAACUCUUAUUGGGGAAAAGAGAGAGAGCUUUAACAUUGAAAGAGGAGAUGUCAUUAGAGUUCAAGCAGGCACUACUGUCUAUUGGAUUAAUACGGACGAAAAUGAUGAACUUCGUACUGUCUGUCUCCUCAAAACUGUAAAUUUUCCGAGCGAGUACACCUGUAAAUAUAAUAGUUUCAUGAUGCAGCCUUUCUAUGCCGCCUCAGCCGGUGAAGCUUCAUUUUAUAGCGCAUUGAGCCCGGAGUUGCUAGAGGCUGCUCUUAAGACUGACAAGGAGAUGUUGGAGCAUAUCAUGUCUACUGAUCACACAGAAGUCAUUGUGAAAGCCUCCAAGGAACAGAUCCAAGCGCUAAGCCAAGAAGAGGAAGGUCGCGGCAAUUCAACCGCCCCCUUCAAUCUUUUGGACAUGCAACCUCUUGUUCAUAACAACUACGGUCAGAUUUUUUAUGUGAGCCCUACUGAGUACAGAGCGCUUGAAGACCUUGACAUUGGUGUCGGCUUUGUCAACAUCACCAAAGGAUCUAUGCUCGGACCCUUAUACAACUCAGAGUCGACGGCAAUAAUCAUGGUUUUGGAUGGUGAGGGCUACUUCGAAAUGGUUGGUCCUCGGACUAAAAGCAGCGUACAGACAGGUCCAACUAAUAAAAAACUAAGCUCAUCGUUGAGACAUGGGUCGGUGAUCGUCUCCCCUGCUGGCUAUCCGAUCGCUAUGGUAGCUUCAAGAAAGAAUGAUCUAAUAGCAGUCUGCUUUGGAACCAAUGCCAAAGGCAACAUUAAGUAUCCUCUUGCAGGGAAAAAUAAUAUUGUGAAUAAGAUGAAGAGCGAGGCAAUAGAAUUAACCUUUGGUGUGCCAGCGAAAGAAGUAGAGGAGAUUUUUGAAAAAGAAACAGAUUAUCUCUUAUUUCCAGGGCCAAGCCAGCAAGAGAAGCAAGGUCGUGCAGAUGCAUGA